GAUGGAUUGCCGCUCGAUGAGGACGGGGAAGGCUUUGACGUGGCCGAGGAGCUCGGCCUCGAGGGUGCCAGGAUGCGACAACCGGCUUUCCGCAUGACGCUGGCUGAGCUCCUUGACGAGAGCAAGCUCGUCCCGGUGGCCGUGACGGGCGACCAGGAUGUCGCCCUCGCAGGAGUGCAGCGCGACGCCAGCCUGGUGGCGGCCGGCGACCUGUUUGUGUGCGUGGGAGAGGACGGGCUCGCGGGGCUCACCGAAGCCGACAAGCGUGGGGCCGUUGCCGUCGUAGCUGAUCAGGACCUCAACAUUGAGGGCACCCUGGCCUGUCGCGCGCUGGUCAUUGUAGACGACAUUUUGACUGCGCUCCGGGUACUCCCUGCCUGCUUGUACAGCCGGCCGUCGAUGAACAUGGCUAUCAUAGGUGUCACUGGCACAGAUGGCGUAACUACCACAACUCACCUCGUGAAAGCAAUGUACGAGGCUAUGGGGGUGAGGACUGGCUUGGUGGGUGUUCUUGGGACCUAUGCCUUCAGCAGCAACAAGCUCGAUGCACGCCCUGAUGCAUCUAGUGACCCCAUUGCUGCGCAGAAGCUGAUGGCAACAAUGUUACACAAUGGCACUGAGGCAGUGGUGUUGGAGAAAGGCACUGAUGGGAUGCCUCCAUCUGGUGUGGACAGUGAGAUAGAUUAUGAUAUUGCUGUUUUGACUAAUGUUAGGCACACUGAUGAAGAGAAUGGCAUGACCUACGAGGAGUAUAUGAGCAGAAUGGCCUCUCUUUUCUCCAGAAUGGUGGACCCUGAGCGCCAUCGUAAGGUGGUGAACAUCGAUGAUCCAAGUGCCCCAUUUUUCGCCGCACAAGGAGGGCAUGAUGUCCCUGUGGUAACAUAUUCAUUUGAGAACAAGAAGGCUGAUGUGCACACGCUUAAAUACCAGCUUUCCCUGUUUGAGACGGAGGUUCUGGUACAGACACCACAUGGGAUCCUCGAGAUCUCCUCUGGGCUGCUUGGAAGAGAUAACAUCUACAGCAUCCUUGCAACUGUGGCAGUUGGCAUUGCAGUGGGUGCACCACUGGAGGACAUAGUCAGGGGCAUAGAAGAGGUGGAUGCGAUCCCAGGUCGGUGUGAGCUAAUCGAUGAGGAGCAAGCCUUUGGGGUAAUCGUUGAUCAUGCAAGGACACCAGAAGCUCUGUCAAGGCUUCUGGAUGGUGUAAGGGAGCUGGGACCACGCCGGAUUGUCACUGUUGUUGGAUGUUGCGGAGAGAAAGAAAGAGGGAAGAGGCCCGUGAUGACAAAGAUCGCAGCUGAUAAAAGUGAUGUUGUCAUGUUGACAUCAGACAAUCCAGCAAAUGAAGAUCCAUUAGAUAUCCUAGAUGAUAUGUUGGCAGGUGUAGGCUGGACUAUGGAAGAAUACUUGAAAUAUGGUGCUAAUGAUUAUUACCCACCCCUUCCAAAUGGGCAUAGACUAUUCCUACAUGAUAUUAGAAGAGUUGCAGUUCGAGCUGCUGUUGCAAUGGGUGAACAAGGCGAUGUGGUCGUUAUCACUGGCAAAGGGAAUGAUACCUAUCAGAUUGAAGGCGAUAAAAAUGAAUUUUUUGAUGACAGAGAAGAGUGCCGAGAAGCAUUACAAUACGUCGAUCAAUUGCACCGAGCUGGAAUAGACACCUCAGAGUUCCCUUGGCGGUUACCAGAAAGCCACUGAUUUUGAUUUAGGCAAGAUAGUCGAGUUUAUCAACUGAAGAGCAACACCAGACUCCCAAUUUAAAGAACGUGUGCUUUUUUAGGAUUUGAGGAUAUGAUAUCCAAGUCCUGCAAGAAAAUUACUCCUUACGUGCUGAGUUUUCUAACCCAAGUGCUAAUGGCUAACAAAUUGCUAGCUUAUCAGCUAUUCAGUUACACUGCCAUACUAGUUAGUAGAUAACCAGAUGGCCCAGUAAAUGUUGUAUUAGUUCAUGCACGUAAAUGAGGUGUAGCUGUGAAAGUAGAUCGAUGAAGGUUCCUGAUGUGAAAAAGUCAAAAGACAAUGUAGGAGCUUCUGGGUCACAGUUUCAAAAGAUUUUGUCCCUUGGCAGUGAUUGUAAGAUCUUUUGGAAGUUAUGCCUUUUGUUGUUCUGCCAUCU
Molecule: messenger RNA, 2113 nt
Organism: Zea mays
Lineage: Eukaryota; Viridiplantae; Streptophyta; Magnoliopsida; Poales; Poaceae
Gene: MURE
Product: UDP-N-acetylmuramoyl-L-alanyl-D-glutamate--2,6-diaminopimelate ligase MurE homolog, chloroplastic
Exons: 5
Coding region: 73-1695 (540 amino acids)
Biological process (GO): biosynthetic process; cell division; regulation of cell shape
Cellular component (GO): cytoplasm
Molecular function (GO): acid-amino acid ligase activity; ATP binding
Source: RefSeq, marked provisional